Messenger RNA from Lycium barbarum (goji berry), 600 nucleotides. RefSeq lists its product as uncharacterized. The coding region runs from base 1 to 600 and encodes 199 amino acids. Lineage: Eukaryota; Viridiplantae; Streptophyta; Magnoliopsida; Solanales; Solanaceae. The transcript has 3 exons. Gene Ontology annotation, molecular function: nucleic acid binding. Gene Ontology annotation, biological process: DNA integration. The record is from RefSeq and is a predicted model, not a curated record.
AUGGAAAGCAAUUGUUGCCAAUUUGUACAAAAAUUUCAUCAAUGCCAGAUCCAUGGAGACCUGAUCAAAGUCCUGCCCAGUGAACUCAAGCCCAUGAGCACACUUUGGCCAUUUUUCACUUGGGGUAUGGAUGUCAUCGGACCAAUCAAGCCCGCUGCUUCAAAUGGGCAACGAUUCAUUCUAGUUGCCAUCGACUACUUCACCAAAUGGGUGGAAGCAAUGUCCAACAAAUCAGUGACGAAGAAUGUAGUGGCUGACUUUGUGCGAAACAAUAUCAUAUGUUGUUUUGGCAUACCCGAGUCCCUCCUAACGGAUAACGAGGUAAAUCUAAACAGUCACUCGAUGAAGGACAUCUGUGAGCAUUUCAAGAUCACUCAUAGGAACUCCACGGCCUACCGGCCACAAAUGAAUGAAGCUCUGGAAGCAGCCAAUAAGAACAUCAAAAUGAUAUUAAGGAAGAUGACGGACAACCAUAGAGUUUUCGCUACAAAGUUCAAGCUAUGUAAAUUCAACCAGUUGGGUGCAGUUUUUGCUCCAUCUUCGCUACAAAGGUCAAGUGAUGUAAAUCCGGCUAGUUGGGUGCAGUUGUCGCUUCAGUGA